Molecule: messenger RNA, 897 nt
Organism: Ilex paraguariensis (yerba mate)
Lineage: Eukaryota; Viridiplantae; Streptophyta; Magnoliopsida; Aquifoliales; Aquifoliaceae
Source: the annotation of a GenBank genome assembly
AUGAAUGAUCUUAUGACAAAAUCGUUUCUAAAUUAUGUGGAAUUGAAGAAACAAUCCCAGAUGGACCUCGAAGCCGAGAAGGACAUAGAAUUAGGCCAACUCAGCCCCACAGAUGAAGAGAACCUUUCUCAGUUCUUUCAAGAAGUCGAAGCAAUCAAGGCCGACAUGGAAGAGAUUACUAAUCUCCUUAUUGAUCUUCAAAAUCUGAAUGAAGAGACUAAAUCCACUCACAGUGCCAAAGUUCUUCGCGGCCUAAGGGAUCGUAUGGACUCAGACAUGGUUUCUGUUCUUCGAAAAGCCAAGAUUGUGAAGUCCAGACUCGAAGCACUGGAUAAAUCGAAUGUGGGUAACCGAAGAAUAUCAGUGGCCUAUUCCGAAGGCAGUGCAGUUGAUAGAGCAAGAGUUUUAAUUACCAAUGGGUUGAGGGCAAAGCUUCGGGACAUGAUGAAUAAUUUUCAGACUUUGAGAGAGAGAAUAUUAUCAGAUUACAAAGAGAGUUUGAGGAGAAGGUAUUACAACUCGACCGGGGCAGUCCCGAGUGAGGAAGUGAUUGAAACGAUGGUUUCAGGAAGUGGGAAAGUUGAGAUAUUUGAAGGGAGGACAGAACUGAACUUGGAGAAUAAGGAGAAGCAUGAGGCUGUGAUGGACAUUCAGAGGAGUUUGAAUAAGCUUCAUCAGGUUUUUCUUGAUAUGGCUGUUUUGGUUGAGAUACAAGGUGAACAGAUUGAUGAUAUUGAGCAUAAUGUGGUCAAUGCAGGAAGCUAUAUCAGUGGUGGCACUAACAGUCUUUUCUACGCUAAGCAGAUAAAGAAGAAGGGGAAGAAAUGGGCUUAUUGGGUGUGGGCUGUGGGGCUGAUCAUAUUGCUGGUGUGCUUCAUUGCAAUGUUAAAUUCUUAA